Messenger RNA from Racocetra persica, 1511 nucleotides. The record is from the annotation of a GenBank genome assembly. Lineage: Eukaryota; Fungi; Glomeromycota; Glomeromycetes; Diversisporales; Gigasporaceae.
AUGUCAUUAAGAGAGUGUUCACGCUGUAAAAAAGACAAAAAACCUGAAGAGUUUGGUAUUAAUAAAACGGAUUACUUUAAAACAUGCAUAUUAUGUCGUCAAAAACUUGAUUUACCUUCAGCAAAAAAUUUACAAACCAAUAAUAAUCCGGAUAAUAAUGAGCAUGUUGAGCACGAAAUUCUAUUAGAUGAUACCGUUGAUUUAGAUAAUUUAGAAGAUUAUAUUUUGACUGAACUUGAGGCAUGUGAAAAUAAUUUAGACGGAAUUGAAAUCAAUAUUCGUGUUGUUUUACCAAGUGAGAAAUUUAAUAAUAAUGAAAUGGACCUUAUUUUUCAAGAAGUUAUUAAAAUUAUUCAAGCUGCUGAUGGAUAUAAAUGGAAUUAUCUACGUCAAUACAAUAAUGUUAGUAAAAAACUAACACGAUGGUACACCUGUUCACUUUCUUCUCAACGUGAUCAUUCUGAACAAAAUCCUAAACGUAUAUAUACUAAGCAAGAACGAUUUACAUGUCAAGGUUUAGUAAGAAUUAUUUUUAACCUAGAAAAAAUGAUUGUGCAUCUUUAUAUACGUCAUUAUGAGCUUCACUUACGCCCAACUAUAAAAGAAAAUGUUGAUAAAAAAGUGAUUGAAUUUAUUAAAAAUAAUAUUCAUCUUACUUCAAGACAACUUUGGGAACAGCUACAGUAUCAAUCACAUACACUAACACAAAAACAAGUCCAUUUCUGGUGGACUACGUUUUAUCAAAAACUUUACCUUCGUGAUGAUGAUCAGUUUAUUUCAACAACUUAUUUGCUACAAGAAGAUGAAAAUUAUUUAUUAUUAUAUAGUAAUCAAGAAAAUGGAAUUUUUGAAAUUGCAUUUACUACUCCAUUUUUACGAUUAUUACAUAAUAAAUACGAAGAAAUAGCCAUGGAUGCUACAUACAAAACAAAUAAAGCUGGAUUUGAACUUUAUGUAGUUAUGGCGAAUAUAGAAGGCGUUGGUUACCCAUUGUCAUAUUUAAUGUUAAAUUCAUUAACAUCUAUGACAAAUAAACGUACUAUAGCAUUAACUAACUAUUUAUAUGCAUUACAAAAGCAAGGCAUUAAUCCUGUAUUUUUUUUUACUGAUAAGGACUUUUCUCAUAUUAAUGCUAUUAAAACAGUUUGGCCUUCUGUAAAAGUUCAAUUAUGCUUGUGGCACUUACGUCGCGCUGUUUUACGUCGAUUACGAAAUAAGGAAUGCUCUACAAAAAUAGUAUAUAACUCAACAGAAGUACAUAAAAUUUUUACUUUUAUUAAUCCGGAAUUUAAACCAUCUAUAGCUAUACAACAUUUUUGUCCACCUUCAUUACAUAAUCAAGUACUUUCUUUAAUGGUAGAACAUUUUAAUUACCAUCCGCAUAUUCUUUUUGGCACUUCAGGAACAUUUUUACAAUCAUCUACGAUUUAUGAAAAUGCAGUAAUGACAAUGUAUAACUUUUGUGUUAAUAACAAUUUACCACACUUAUGGGCUUAUCUUUGGGGAGAAUG